This is a messenger RNA of Gavialis gangeticus (Gharial), 1952 nucleotides long. RefSeq names its product serine/threonine kinase 32B (gene STK32B). NCBI's taxonomy places the organism in Eukaryota, Metazoa, Chordata, Crocodylia, Gavialidae. Gene Ontology annotation, biological process: regulation of signal transduction; protein phosphorylation; G protein-coupled receptor signaling pathway. Gene Ontology annotation, molecular function: ATP binding; G protein-coupled receptor kinase activity; G protein-coupled receptor binding. The transcript has 12 exons. Bases 309 to 1577 code for a protein of 422 amino acids. The record is from RefSeq and is a predicted model, not a curated record.
CUAUGAAAUAUGUAUCAAGUUAGUAAGUGGUAGCAGCAAUUCCUGCCCGAGGCAGAUGGAUCACUUUCAUUUCGCAGGAUGAUUUCCAGCCCCGCCGAGGAUUUCCCGAGUUGCUGCCGCGAUCGGAGGCGGCGGCCGGCCUGAGCAUGGAGGGCCAUGCGGGGGCUCCUCGCUGCGUGCAAGGCGAGCAGGAGUGAGCGGCGGGCAGAGAAAGUGCAGGCGACCCCCCUCUGCUCGUCCUUUGUCUGGAUUUGUCCCCUCUCCCCGGGGCAUGCUGGCGGCCCGUCCUCUGGAGCGUUUGGCUGGGGAUGUGGAAGAAGCUGUGGAAUAAUAUGGGUGGCAGUCACUCCCACAAAACUCCCGUGUUUGAUGAGAAUGAGGACGUUAAUUUUGACCAUUUUCAAAUACUUCGGGCUAUUGGGAAAGGGAGUUUUGGAAAGGUGUGUAUUGUGCAGAAGAGAGACACCAAGAAAAUGUAUGCCAUGAAAUAUAUGAAUAAGCAGAAGUGCAUUGAGAGAGAUGAAGUCCGAAAUGUUUUUCGGGAGCUACAGAUCAUGCAAGGCCUUGAGCAUCCCUUCCUAGUCAACCUAUGGUAUUCAUUUCAAGAUGAAGAAGACAUGUUCAUGGUGGUAGAUCUGUUACUUGGAGGGGAUUUGCGCUACCAUUUACAACAGAAUGUGCAUUUUAAUGAAGGAACGGUUAAAUUAUAUAUUUGUGAGCUGGCACUUUCACUGGACUAUUUGCAGAGAUAUCAUAUAAUUCACAGGGAUAUCAAACCUGACAACAUACUGCUGGAUGAACAUGGGCAUGUUCACAUCACUGACUUUAACAUAGCGACUAUAGUAAAAGGAUCAGAAAAAGCUUCUUCUAUGGCUGGUACUAAGCCCUACAUGGCUCCAGAAGUGUUCCAGGCUUUCAUGGAUGGAGGCCCAGGAUACUCAUACCCUGUAGACUGGUGGUCACUGGGAAUUACAGCAUAUGAAUUACUCAGGGGUUGGAGGCCAUAUGAAAUUCAUUCCACCACCCCAAUUGAUGAGAUCCUCAACAUGUUCAAGAUAGAAAGAGUUCAUUACUCAUCUACAUGGUGUAAGGGCAUGAUAGCACUACUUAAAAAGCUCCUCACUAAGGAUCCAGAAUGUCGUCUCUCAAGCCUUGCAGAUGUCCAGAGCUCUCCAUACCUAGCUGAUGUGAACUGGGAUGCUGUUCUAGAGAAAGCCGUGACCCCAGGCUUUGUUCCUAAUAAAGGAAGACUGAAUUGUGAUCCUACAUUUGAACUAGAAGAAAUGAUUUUAGAGUCUAAACCCCUUCAUAAAAAGAAAAAGCGACUUGCAAAAAAUAAAUCCAAAGAUGGAGCAAAGGAAAGCUGUCCACUGAAUGUACACCUGCAGCAAUGCUUGGAAACAGUGAGGAAAGAAUUCAUCAUAUUCAACAGACAAAAAUUAAGACAACAGCAGGAUCAAAGUGGACAGACAUCUAGUAUGGAAAGCAGAGCAUCCCUUCAGACACAUGGAAGGCUUCAGGAUGGAUGCAACAACAAUAUACUGGGACAUGGCUGCACAAGAGGCUGCAGCAGCUAGUUAGACACAAAUUCUGGAGCAAAGCCUAACCCUGAGCGUCAGCAAAAACUCAUCUCUGUGCACGCAAUGAUUAUUUCUUCCCCUGCACUCCAAAAAGUGUGAUUUCUUUGAAAGGUGGAAUUCCCUAUGAGAAAUACGAGAAGCACAUAGACUGAGAAUGCAGUUUACACAGCCAAUAUUGUUUCCCUUUAUCCUGUUCUAUUGGAAGAAUUGCCAAUGGCAGCAAAAUCAUGUUUUAUGAGUUGACUCCUCUUACAAUAUCUUCAAAAUCCUGGAACAAAACUUGAAAGGCUUCACUUGGCAAUCUCUUCAAGGUUGUCAUAUUCCUGGCUACUUGCCAGUAGCCAGCAUUGUCCUGAAGUCCGAGUAUUAUCA